AUGCUCGGCGGCUACCUCCUUCUCGUGGCCGUGCUACUGCCGCAGGCCGCGCCCCAGGCGAUGCAAUGGCAGUCCACGACAUGCGCCAGCGGUGCCUACGCGGCCAACAUCACCUACCAGACCAACCUGGACCUGCUCGCCGCGGUGCUACCGGCCAACGUCUCGGCCUCGCCGGCCGGCUUCGCCACGGCCACCGUGGGCGUGGUGCUGGACCUCAUCUCCGCGCUAACGCUCUGCCGUGGCGACACCAACUCGUCGCGAUACGCACGACGUUGUUGGGCCUCCAAGUGCAGAGAUACGCACGCAGGACGCCCCAACAACAAGGACGUCGCCAUCUACCAGGACGACUGCGUCCUCUGCUUCUCCGACCAGCGCUUCCUGGACUUCGUAGGCGUGGAAUCAUCCGCCGGUACCUACUCCUCGGACAUGGAGAACCUUGCAGCCCCGGCGGCCUGGUUCAACGCCGCCGCUCUCGCGCUCCUCAACGCGACGGUUGACCAGGCUGUGGCCGCGCGCGGCGACCCCGCCAAGAAGUACUUCGCCACGGGCGAGGGGAGCUUUGACGCGACCUACUACCCGAAGAUUUAUGGGCUGGCGCUGUGCGUGCCGGAGAUGACGGCCGCGCAGUGCCGGGGCUGCCUCGCUGGCUUCAUCGGAGCCGCGCCGUGGUUCUUGUUCCAGAACGGGAAGUCCGGCGGCCAAGCUCUUGGGGUCUGGUGGAACCUGAGGUACAGCGUGAACCCGUUCUACAUGGGCGGCGCCAUGGUGAAGCUCUCGGCGCCGCCGGCGCCAGCACCCGCAGCCGUGCCUUCUAUUGCUACAGCAGAGACGCCAACAGGGAAGAAAGGGAGAGUGGCAGGGAUCUCUACAGGCGUAGCUUGUUUCGCUGUCCUGAUGUUGAUUCUUGCAGUCCCUGCUUUCAUUCGAUACAAGAGAAGAAAGCUAUCCAGGAGCUAUCCAGGAGCAUUUAACAAAACGGUGAGAGGGAAGUGCACUAUCUAUGAUUCUCUGACGCUGCAAGAGGCAACCGAAAACUUCUCAGAGAAGCAUAAGCUUGGAGAAGGCGGAGGCGGAACUGUAUACAAGGGAAACCUCCCGGAUGGACAAGAAAUAGCAGUGAAGAAACUUAUAGAUGGUGCUGGUGCUGGACAUGGACUGGAUUAG
Messenger RNA from Triticum turgidum subsp. durum (durum wheat), 1164 nucleotides. The record is from the annotation of a GenBank genome assembly. NCBI's taxonomy places the organism in Eukaryota, Viridiplantae, Streptophyta, Magnoliopsida, Poales, Poaceae.